Molecule: messenger RNA, 2194 nt
Organism: Bombus pascuorum
Lineage: Eukaryota; Metazoa; Arthropoda; Insecta; Hymenoptera; Apidae
Gene: Rsph3
Product: radial spoke head protein 3 homolog
Exons: 8
Coding region: 342-2132 (596 amino acids)
Cellular component (GO): cilium
Source: RefSeq, a predicted model, not a curated record
UGAGUGGCCGCUGGGUAAAAAUAUACGUGUAGCAUGUCUGCGGUACAUAUCGGUCGAUUCUAAGGACAUUGUCCAGUCCGUGAACACGCUCGCACGAUUGCGAGCCCGUUAGUGGUCAUCGUACAAGCGCUCACGUCGUCUCGAUUUCCUCCAUCUAUCGUCCUGGAUCCAAAUCACUGAUCUCGAUUCAUCUCGCCUCUUUAAAAAUAGAAAAAGCAAGACAGAUGAAACGUACGUACGUAGAGACCUGAAAAAAAUCAACGGCAACCUGAUCAGUGUACUUUGUGGUUCGAAAAUGCGCGGUACAAGUUACUGUAAAAGUUCUUGAAAACGCCGACAACAUGCCAGCUGGAAUUUCCGCGUUGGCGCCCACAGCCAACGGAGAUCCCUUUGAUCUCGAGCGAAAAAAUUCUCCAGCAUUUACCAUUCUUCAGAAAGAUGGCUUGGACACCAAUCUGCCUCUUCUUCGCGUGAACGAUUGCACCGAGACGGAUCGAUCGGUAGUCGAUGACUGUCUCGAAAACAUGAAAAACAACCUGUUUGAUCGAAAACGCAUCAGCAGAUCGAACGAUCAUUUGGUCCAAGCGAAUUUGCAAUCGAACCAAGUGAAUCCAUUAAGAAGAGAAGCACGAAGCAGAAGCCAGGAAAGCUCGCGUUCGGUGGACAAAAUACCGGCGAUAAAACCUAGUAUGACCUUGUCUACGGAAGACUUCAACGAAGUUCUAAACGCGAAGCUGAAGAAACUUCAGGAACAGGAGCAAGAGAAGGAAGAACAGCGUAAAAGUGCAAAGAAGAAUCAAAUUUUCCGUAGAAAACCAUUCAUCACGACCGUCAAGACAGGCGAAUUUCUGAUGCCGCCGCCGGAAGUUGCGUCUCUUCUCGGCAUCGCAUCAAACUCCAACGACACCGAGGACUCCGAUAAUUGUCCGCUGCGUUCCAAGUUCAAAUCACUCGCGUCGUUAACCAAAAAGCCGGAAGUACGUCAUAGCAGCCAUAUUGCCAGGUGUCCGGUUGCUCUCAAGGCCACCGUCGACUUUACCCUCGGAAUGAUGAACGCGACGACCAUGGCUGCCUCGACCUUGGACGACCGAGCGAAGAGCGCGAAAAGAAACGACGCGACCGAUCAACCGAUUCCUUUUGGGAAUAUUAUGUUUGACCGUCGCGUCGUCCGGGGAAGCACGUUUGCCACUCCUCCUAUCCUUAUCGAUGGAGAACAGUCGAUAGCGGCAAGGCAAGCGGAAGCCAGAAGGAGGAAUUUGGCGAGGAAACGAGCUCAAGCGCAAGCUACCAAAGCUCUGGUCGCUAGAGCAGGUUCGCCACCGCCGGUUCCUGGUCGCAAGCACGAGCCGGUGCAAACGGAAGUUUACCUCGAAGAGCUAUUCGACAAACCAGACGAAACCGAUGUCGCGACACAGACGGACUACUUUUUGGAUAGACCGCCAACACCGAGAUAUUGCCCGGAUAAAGUUGGCCAAGAUGCUAGUACUCAAAUCGAGCCUGGUGACCUGUUCGAUUUCGACUUCGAGGUGCAACCGAUUCUCGAGAUGCUUGUUGGUAAAACGAUAGAACAGGCAUUGAUGGAAGUUCUCGAAGAGGAGGAGAUUGCCGCUUUGAGGGAGCAACAGAGAAAGUUCUUGGAACUACGCGCUGCGGAAAGAGCUGAGGCGCGAAGACUGGAGGAACAAGAAAGGAGGCUGAGAGAAGAGAAGGAUCAACGAUUAAGGCAACACGAAGACGCGAUGAUAGCUCGAAAGGAAACGGAAGAACGAAUCGCAGCGGCUACUCUUUUAACAGGAUAUAUAGCCGAACUUCUACCAGCGGUUCUGGAAGGUUUGAAGAUGUCCGGGUUCCUGUUGGACGAAAUCAAGGCUGAUGUCGAAGAAGGUUUCAUGCCGUGGUUGAUGAAGGAGGUUAAAAAAGAAAUGGGCUACAUGAUCGAGAGCAGGGAAUUACUCAUGGAGAUCGUCAGAGAAAUUCUAGAAAAUCGUGCAGAGGCGUACAAAAAGCUUGGCGAAGAGUACGAUGUCUCCAGGAGAAGGAAACCGUCGAUGGAUCAUAUCGAGGAUGGUGGGGAUGACCCAAAUUUCGUAAAUUACGAACCACCCAUUAUCGAAAAUUCAGACGCCGUUUGAUCAACCGAUUCGACCGAACAUUCUUGUACGUAAAGUUAGAAAAAUAAGCUCGUAUACUAAUA